Branchiostoma belcheri (Belcher's lancelet) is the source of this 830-nucleotide messenger RNA. Its product is annotated as kelch domain-containing protein 1-like. Bases 88 to 654 code for a protein of 188 amino acids. The record is from RefSeq and is a predicted model, not a curated record. Lineage: Eukaryota; Metazoa; Chordata; Leptocardii; Amphioxiformes; Branchiostomatidae. The transcript has 4 exons. Gene Ontology annotation, molecular function: protein binding.
AAAGCAAGACGUCUGCGUUAGCUUCUGCGAUCCCAGCUCCGAGAAGUCUUGAAGUUAUUGUGAAUAUCAUAAGAAACGUGCAGAGAAAUGGGGAACGAAGCGUCUUCACAGAGUCAGACAUACGGAGAGCGUCUGGAAAACGACGUUUCUGUGGAGUGGAAGCCCUCGGGACAGCCUAGCCCUUUUCCCGCCAGGGAGGGGCACUGCGCCUGUGGGGUGGGGGGCGAGCUGGUCGUCUUCGGAGGAGUGUUGGAGGGAGUGCAGGAGAGUAACGGGGUCAUCAGCUAUGACGUCGAGAAAGGCACCUGGAGCAGUGUGCAGGUUAAAGGUCAGCUGCCGUGCCCUCGCUCCGCAGCUACCAUAUCAGCUGUUGGGAACAAGCUGUACCUGUUUGGGGGACUGAGCCAUGACGUCGGCUGGUUAGAUGACUUGUUUGUUCUCGACACGGAUACUUGGACAUGGAAGGAGCUGACUGACACACAGGGUCCUGCCCCAAGCCCCAGAGACAAGGUAGCUUCAGCCACCGUUGGGAACAAGGUGUAUUUCUUUGGUGGUUUUGGCCCCAAGGAUGGCUGGGACACGGAGGAGUCCACCAUGAGUGAAGAUGAGGAGGAGGAGGACGUGGGUCGAGGGGGCAAAGUUCACUUGGUAUGAUGACCUCUACAUCUUUGACACAGAGACGAACACAUGGGAGAACCCUGAACCCAUCAAGCUGGGAGCACCAACACCAAGAGCAGCACAUGCACUGUGUGCUGUUGAGAAAAAGUUGGUGGUCUUUGGAGGAAGAGACAGGGAGGCAAGGAAGAAUGAUCUGUAUGUUCUUGAUACAG